GCAAUUUUAUUCCCUGGGGGACACCUGACAAUGUUUGGAGACAGUUUGGUUGUCACAAGGCAGGGAGGGGUGUAAUAGUCAUAUCCGUGGGUAGACACCAGGAAUGCUGCUGAGCGUCCUACAGUGCCCGCAAAGCAAAGGAUUGUCCAGCCUCAAAUGGCAACGGUUCUGAAGUUGAGAAAUUCUGUACAAGGUCAGGCUGAGCCUGUCACUGCCCAACCCAGCUCUUUUGUCCUCAGAAGGGUAGAGAGCUCACGUCUGAGCCUCCACCUGGGCAGACCUUUGCCCCCACUCGUGGUCUGCCCCUCCCAUGCUUGCUCCCCUAUUCCUGGAAGCUUCUGGAGUCUUCUCUGCUUUUCCUGGGUACAGUGAUCUAAAGACCUGCACAUCACGUGUCUGGCCUGGUCUGUCUUCUGAGACCUUUAUUCACAGAAUUUGGUGUGGUAGGAAAGAACCAAAGUGGAAGUGUUCACCUAACAUGCAGAAGGUGCUUUGCAGAUAAACUAUAUAUUAACUUUGAAUGCCAUUUUCAGGGUCCAGAAAGCUUCGUUUUAUCCCAAGUUUUCAUUUGAGCAAUUCUAGUUGUACCUUAUGUUUGCGAAAGUCUAGGUUUCUAAUGAGCUCCCAGGUGAUGCUGACGCUGCUGGGCCACAGCCCACAUCUUGAGUGGCAAGGCGUUGUAGGGUUGUGCAGAGGUGGGCUGGGGCGGUGCCCUCCCUGUAGACAACUGUGGUGUGGUUUGGGAACUGUGGGGUGGCAGGAACCAUGAUAUGGGGUCAGGAAACCAGGAUCCGAGUCAUCACUGUCCCCGCCCCUCCCCAUCUAUGGCUUAUAAGUCACUCAACUUCUUUGGGGAGUGGUCUUGGAGGGGUUCUGAGGCAAGGUCUGCAAAGUGGGAGUGCCAUGAGGAGGUAUAAUGGCCUGGAUCCCGGCAGCCAGAGGGACAGAAGGCCUUUGGCCUGGCUGGCAGGGAAGGGACCAUGAGCUGCUGCUUGUGGUGUGGGCACCGUGCCAGCAUGGAAGCAGCUCUCAUUAUGGCCCUGGCUCUUCUCCACUGGUGCCACGGCCUUCUGCUUCUGGCUUACCCAGCUCUGCCUGCUGUGGGAGAGCUAGAGAGACCGGUCUGACUGGGGGAAGGAGGGGCAGCUUCAAUGCGGUAGGGGCCAGCCCAAAGCCUGAAUGUGGGUCUCAGGUCCUGGCCAGCUGAGCCAGCGUCUCAGAAGUGGAGGUCAGGCCUGAGAUCUGUGGCCUAAAGACACUGGGGUCAGGCUGUAGACCUUGGAUAGGAUUCCCACCUGCUCCAGGGAAACUGGGGAGGAGUUUGGUAUUUGGGGCGGUAAACUGGGAGGUCACUCUACCCCCAGCCAUAGGAGAUGCCCUCCCUCAAGUAUCUGACCCCAGAACUAGAGCUGGGCAGAGCCUUAGGUACCUGGGGCACCCUACCCCCAGUUCUCCCCAAAUCAGCCAUGAUGGCGCAACAAGUCCCCUUCCAACUCCUAAGACCAGGAAGCAGCAAGACAGAUGAACCCACUUCCCAACCGGAAGAACUGAGACUCCUCCCUACUUCCUGGGACGAGACCCGGCUUUAGGGUUGUCACCCAUUACCCAGCGGGGCCCUGGGCCUAACAGAUCAUGAGGCUGCCACCCAUCGCAUCAGGGAGGGGUGCUGGCCUGCCCCUGUCCCCGCAGUUGGGCCAACCCAGUGGUUCACACUGAGGGGUCUGCAGCCACACAGGCCUGGGUCUGAGUCCUGGCUCCCGUCCUUACUAGUUGUGGUCCUGGGCCAGUCGCUCGGAGCCUCCGCUGGCUUGUCUGUAAACAGCAAUAAUGACACCCGCCCAGCCCAGCCUCACAGCUUGUUGUGAAGAUGGAACGAGCCCUGCCGCUGAAACCAUGGUCAUUAUCAUUACUCAUGGCAUUUAGAGACGCAGGGCACCCCAGAUCACCUUACCCAGGGCUCUCAUUUGACAGAUGUGGAGAUCGGUGCUUGGAGAAGGAAGGCAGCUGCCCAAGGGCCCCACAACAGGUCAGUGGGUGAGCCAGGGCUAGAACCCACACCUGCAGGCACAGCUGCCACCUGUCUGUGAAGGCACUCCGAGGGCAACACACUGUAAGCCUGGGGAGACCUUUGCCUCACACUCCUGGUCUGCCCCUUCCAUGCUUGGGGUCCUGGGGAUCGGGUCGCAGAACCUCCCCACUGAGGGAGGUGAACCUGGCCUUGGUACCAGCACCUCCUCCAUUUGCCAGCACCAGCCAUGAACUACGUGGGGCAGCUGGCAGGUACAGUGUUGGGGACGAUGAAGGACAUAUACCGAGGUCUGAACCCGGCCACGCUGAGUGGUGGCAUUGACAUCCUGGUGGUGGAGCAGGCGGACGGCUCCUUCCGAUGCUCGCCCUUCCACGUGCGCUUUGGCAAGCUGGGCGUCCUGCGGUCUCGGGAGAAGGUGGUAGACAUCGAGAUCAACAGGGAGCCUGUGGACUUGCACAUGAAGCUGGGGGACAGCGGGGAGGCCUUCUUCGUUCAGGAGCUGGAGAGUGAUGAGGAACACGUGCCUCCCUGUCUGUGCACAUCACCCAUCCCUGGCGGGGACCUGUCCGGGUUCCCCUCAGACUCCCAGCUGAGCACAGCCAGUGAGCCCGAGGCCAUCGCUGAGGGGGUGUCCUCCACGGGGCGGAAGAAGAGGCUUCGCAGGAGGAAACCCAGGCGGAAAGAGGACGCGGUCGCAGCCAGUUCUAGUUCGGAGGAGCUGGAGACUGGCGCUGAGAGUGAGCUGUCCCUGCUGGAAAAGCCAAGGCCAGAGCCCUCAGGCCCCCUCAGCAGCACCCAGUCAGAAGGGGAGUCCUCACCGCAAGCCAGAGACUUCUACCCCUACUCUGAUGGCGAGUGGGGCCCCCAGGCCAGCCUCCCGCCGGGUGGGUGCACGUCCCCCAAGAGUGACUCGGAGCUGGAGCUGCGGACCCCUGAGCCCGGCCCCACAGGAGCUGAGUCCCACAUACAGUGGGCCUGGGGGAGGCUGCCGAAGGUGGCCAAAGCAGAGUGGCCUGAGUCCUUGAAGGUCGCUGAUGGCAGGGCCGGGCCAGCCUCUCCUCUUCAGGGAGAGCCCAGCGCUCCCACCACGUCUGUGGCUGGUGCGGACCCUUCGGGAACCCUGAUCCUGCAAGUAGGGGCUGGUGCCGACCUUCCUCCUACAGACAUGGACCCUCCUGCUCUGGUGGGCUCCCCUCUCCCUACUCCCAAGAGAAAGCAGACCAAGCCUCAGAGCCGCAGGGAGGCAAGCCUGCCCCCUCCCUUGAAAUCCCGGAGCUGGGCCACCCUGGAGGGCCCCGUUGCCGCCAGGCAGCCAGAGGGGGGCUCCGGGGGCAAAGGCCCCCUGAAGAGAAGCCAGCACCUGGGCCCCAGUGACAUCUAUCUGGAUGACUUGCCCUCUCUGGAUUCUGAGAAUGCAGCCCUUUACUUCCCCCGCAGUGACUGUGGACUGGGGCCCAGGAGGUGGAGUGAACCCAACAGCCAGAAGCCCUUGGGCGACCCCAGCCCCGAACGGGAGCCAGAACCCACUCCGGACGUGGUGGCUAUGAUCGCGGUCUCCCUCUGUGGCGGGCUGGCUGACGGCCGGGACAUCUCCCUGGAGAAGUUCAACCAGCACAUCGUCUCCUACCAGGACCUCGUCCAAAACCCUGGCCUCCUUGAGCACCCAAACCUGGUGGUGAAAAUCAAUGAGAAGCAUUAUAACUGGGCUGUGGCUGCCCCCAUGAUCCUUUCCCUGCAAGCCUUCCAGAGGAACCUGCCCAAGAGCACCGUGGACAAACUGGAGAAGGAGAAGAUGCCCCGGAAGGGUGGGCGGUGGUGGUUUUCCUGGCGACGCCGGGACUUCCCAGCCGAGGAGCGUGGUGCCCAGACGGAGAAAACCACGGCCAGGGAGCAGCAGGGGGAGAAGACUGAUGUCCUGAGUAGUGAGGAUGAAGCCCCGGAGAGCCCUGUGAUCCUGGAGGCCCCCUCUCUGCCUCCCUCGCUUCCCGCCUACACUCCCACCUACAAGAAGUCCCUCCGGCUCUCCUCCAAUCAGAUCCGGCGCCUGAACUUGCAAGAAGGUGCCAAUGACGUGGUCUUCAGUGUGACCACCCAGUACCAGGGCACCUGCCGGUGCAGGGCCACCAUCUAUCUGUGGAAGUGGGACGACAAGGUGGUCAUCUCGGACAUCGACGGGACCAUUACCAAGUCGGAUGCUCUGGGCCACAUUCUGCCCCAGCUGGGGAAAGACUGGACACACCAGGGCAUCACCAGUCUCUACCACAAAAUCCACCUAAACGGGUACAAGUUCCUGUACUGCUCGGCACGGGCCAUUGGCAUGGCUGACCUCACCAAGGCCUACCUGCAGUGGGUGAGCGAGCGGGGCUGCGGCCUCCCCAAGGGCCCCAUCCUGCUGUCUCCCAGCAGCCUCUUCUCCGCCCUGCACAGGGAGGUGAUUGAGAAGAAACCAGAGGUGUUCAAAAUUGCCUGCCUGAGUGACAUCCGGAAGCUGUUCCUGCCCAACGAGCAGCCCUUCUAUGCUGCCUUUGGGAACAGGCCCAACGAUGUCACUGCCUACCGGCAGGUGGGACUCCCUGAAUCUCGCAUCUUCACAGUCAACCCCCGGGGAGAGCUCAUCCAGGAGCUCAUGAAGAACCACAAAUCCACGUAUGAGCGGCUGGGCGAGGUGGUUGAGCUCCUCUUCCCACCUGUGGCCCGUGGCCCCAGCACAGACCUGGCCCAUCCUGAAUACAGCAGCUUCUGCUACUGGCGGGAGCCCCUGAUGACUGUGGACCUCGAUGCCCUGCCCUGAACCGGCCCCCGCUGCCCCCUCCUCCCUGGCCAGACCCAGAACUGACUGGGAGUCCCGGGGAGUGGGAGGUUGGAAGCUGGCUGCCACAGGGCCCGUCCACUGAAGGGCGGGGGAGGGGCUGAGGGCUUGUUGGCAGACACAGAGGCCCUCUCUCCUCACUGUCCUAUCUCCUGCCUUCCCCAGCUGAUCUGUGGGAGGCGGGCUGGCUGCUCCAGGCUCUUAACUGCCCUGUGGCAAUUAAAUGAUGGUGACCUGGGCCCUUGCGGGAUUCUCCAUGCCCUUGACAUCCCUGUCCCUGUCACUCCAGCACACUGCCUUGACCCCUGAUAGGACAGGGAGAAGACAAAGGCCUGUGAGGCUCAAGACCCAUCUGCACAGGAAGGGGCUGGCGGCAGUGGUGGGGCAUGGCCAAGCAGCGUCUGGACGGCAUGGACCAUACCCUCUGAAGCCAGACCCUUGCACAACCCCGGGCCCUUCCCACAGCUCUUGAGCUGGACCUCACUGCUCUCCCUUGUCCUCCAGGAUCUCAGCACACCCCAACCCUGGGAGCUCAGACAUCAAGGAACGGGGAUUCCAGAGCAGUGGGAGGGCUGAAGGUGUGUGGCUCCCCACAGGCCUCGCCCAUACCCAGCUGCUAUUCCCGCUCCUCUGAGCACCUCCCCGAGGACAUGGCC
Molecule: messenger RNA, 5494 nt
Organism: Enhydra lutris kenyoni (northern sea otter)
Lineage: Eukaryota; Metazoa; Chordata; Mammalia; Carnivora; Mustelidae
Product: lipin 3
Exons: 19
Coding region: 2256-4820 (854 amino acids)
Biological process (GO): cellular response to insulin stimulus; positive regulation of transcription by RNA polymerase II; fatty acid catabolic process
Cellular component (GO): nucleus
Molecular function (GO): transcription coactivator activity; phosphatidate phosphatase activity
Source: RefSeq, a predicted model, not a curated record